AUGCUUCUCUUAAGAGAUCAAAAUACAGGAUCUUCAAACAUGGAAAACUCGAAGAAGCAGGUCUUUUUCGGAACGUUUAUUUCCAGCAAAAGCCCGAAAGAACUCAACUACCAUCAUGAUACCCUUGUCUGUGUUGAUGGAGAGGGCAAGAUUGUCAAAGUUGACACUAAAGGUUGCGACCGAGAUCAGCUUGAACAGAGACUUGAUGAACUACUGGGCUGGGAACUGAGUGAAGUUGAUGUUCAUAUCGCUAAACCUGGCGAGUUCUUCUUCCCUGGGUUUGUCGACUCCCAUGUUCAUGCAUCUCAGUACCCGAAUGUGGGAAUAUUUGGAAAAACAACACUUCUGGACUGGCUAGAAAAAUACACGUUUCCCCUCGAGUCCAGUCUCAAAGACUUGAACAAGGCGCGUCGAGUAUAUGGUUCAUGUGUGCGACGAACACUUUCUCACGGAACAACAACGGCAGCUUACUAUGCGACAAUCGACGUAGCGGCGACAAACCUUCUUGCCGAUCUUUGUCUGGAAAUCGGACAAAGAGCUCUUGUAGGCCGCGUGUGCAUGGAUAACCCGGACAUGUGUCCCAGCUACUACCGCGAUGAGAGCGUCCAAGAAGGACUAGAGAAGACGAGACAGACUAUUCAGCACGUGCAAAAGAUCGACCCAGGGUUCAAGCUGGUUUCGCCUGUGUUGACGCCGCGCUUUGCACCGACUUGCUCUAGCGAGUCGAUGAAGGGGUUGGCAAAGAUCCAGAAGGAGCUAGAUCUUCCUGUACAGACACAUGUCUCGGAGAACGAAGGGGAGAUUGAACUAGUUGCGGAGUUGUUUCCAGAAUCAGAGUCAUAUACGCAGCUUUACGACGAGUGCGGCCUGUUGACUUCCCGGACGAUUCUGGCACAUGCUGUGCAUUUGACAGACGAAGAGGCCAAGUUAAUAGCAAAGCGUGGAAGCAAGGUCUCACAUUGUCCAUGCAGUAACAGCUCCCUCACCAGUGGAUCCGCUCGAGUGCGCUGGCUUUGGGAUCAGGGCAUUACUGUUGGUCUCGGCACGGAUAUGAGCGGCGGCUACAGCCCUUCUGUUCUCGAAGCGGCACGGCAAGCAGCUCUCGUCAGUCGGCAUGUCGCCAUGGGUCUGCAGGAAGACAAGGAACGGAACAAGUUGACAGUGGAAGAGGUCUUGUACCUUGCGACUCGCGGCGGAGCACAAGUGGUCGGGCUUGAAGAUAGAAUCGGUGGGUUUGAGGAGGGGAUGGAAUGGGAUGCGCAGUUGAUUCGACUAGGAAGUGUUGAUAUGGAUGGAAUCGCAGAGGAAGAUGGCAACGUCAACAUCUUUGGGUGGGAGACUUGGGAAGAGAAGAUUGCCAAGUGGUUGUUUAACGGAGAUGAUCGGAACGUGAAGCAAGUUUGGGUGAGGGGAAGAGUGGUCCAUGCAAGGCAGUAG
Fusarium poae is the source of this 1437-nucleotide messenger RNA. RefSeq lists its product as uncharacterized. Bases 1 to 1437 code for a protein of 478 amino acids. The record is from RefSeq and is a predicted model, not a curated record. The transcript has 2 exons. Lineage: Eukaryota; Fungi; Ascomycota; Sordariomycetes; Hypocreales; Nectriaceae. Gene Ontology annotation, cellular component: cytosol. Gene Ontology annotation, biological process: guanine catabolic process. Gene Ontology annotation, molecular function: zinc ion binding; guanine deaminase activity.